Molecule: messenger RNA, 792 nt
Organism: Clonostachys solani
Lineage: Eukaryota; Fungi; Ascomycota; Sordariomycetes; Hypocreales; Bionectriaceae
Source: the annotation of a GenBank genome assembly
AUGGCUAUCACUUCAACCUUCACGAAGAAAGUCACCAUGACUCACAUUGGGACUGCUACCGCAAUCCUCGAAAUUGACGGGAUCACAUUCUUGACCGACCCGUUCUUCUCUCCGGCUGGGAGUUCCUGGCCACUUCCGCAGGGAGGCGAGCUAAAGGUCAGCGAUGAUCCCGCUCUAAAGUUGAACCAGCUCCCCCACAUCGACGCGGUGCUUCUUAGCCAUGAGAACCAUCCCGACAACCUGGAUGAACUUGGGCGUCAGCUUUUUGAUGGCCGCCGCGUCUUCACUACCCCGGACGGAGCCAAUAAUCUUGCCCCCCGUCCUAGUGUCAUCGGCCUCAAAGAUUGGGAAGAGACUCGGGUCAUAAUUAGUGGUAAGAUGUUCGAGAUCACGGCAACGCCCUGUGUACACGUCCCCGGGCACGAGUGUGUCGGGUUUAUCAUUCACGCCGAAGACUUCGGGGCCACAGACGGGCGGAAAAAUGCCAUUUAUUUCUCUGGCGACACGAUCUAUGUAGAAGAUCUCGCCAAAAUGACUGACAAGUUCCACAUCGCCGUUGCCAUCAUGAAUUUGGGCAAGGCUAUGAUGCCCGGGCUGCAGAUCACCAUGGAUGGAGAGCAGGCUGCUCACCUCUUCCGUGACAUUAAAGCCGAUGUGCUUGUACCUAUGCACUACGAAUCUUGGGGCCACUUUACCCAGAACGAAAAGGAAUUAUCAGAAGAUUUUCGAAAGGAGGGAAUCCUCGAUAACAUUCGCUGGCUGAAGCCCGGAUCGCCCACAUGCAUCAACUAG